Messenger RNA from Lolium rigidum, 2532 nucleotides. Its product is annotated as putative G-type lectin S-receptor-like serine/threonine-protein kinase At1g61610. The record is from RefSeq and is a predicted model, not a curated record. The transcript has 7 exons. NCBI's taxonomy places the organism in Eukaryota, Viridiplantae, Streptophyta, Magnoliopsida, Poales, Poaceae. The coding region runs from base 1 to 2532 and encodes 843 amino acids. Gene Ontology annotation, molecular function: ATP binding; protein serine/threonine kinase activity. Gene Ontology annotation, biological process: protein phosphorylation; recognition of pollen.
AUGGAUUGGAAGGCUCCUGCCUGCUCCACCGCCGUGCUGAGCCUUCUGAUCCUGCUGCCAUUGUGUGCAUCCGACGACAAGCUUGUCCCCGGCGAGCCACUCUCUCCUGGCAGUACCAUCGUCUCCGAUGGUGGUGCUUUUGCUUUGGGUUUCUUCAGCCCCACCAACUCCACACCGGCCAGGUUUUACCUGGGCAUAUGGUACAAUGGCAUCCCCGAGCUUACCGUUGUGUGGGUCGCCAACAGAGAAACCCCUGCCGCGAACGGCACCGCACCGAUACUCUCCUUCACCAAUGCCUCCAAUCUUGUCGUGUCCGACGGUAACCAUGGUGGCCGAGUCCUUUGGACGACGACCAACGUGGCUGCUGCCCCGGGCUCGACGGCAGUGUUGCUGAACACUGGUAACCUGGUUAUCCGGUCGUCAAAUGGCACUGCGCUAUGGCAGAGCUUCGACCACCACACCGACAAGUUACUCCCCGGCAUGAAGCUCCACAUCAACAAGUACAACAAGAGCCGCGGCGACGAGGAGCGCCUGGUAUCUUGGAAGAGCCCUAACAACCCCUCGCCGGGGCGCUUCUCUUGCGGCAUCGACCCAGCGACACUCCUCCAAAUAUUCCUCUGGGACGGGACACAACCGGUGGCCCGUGGCACCCCAUGGGCUGGAAACCUGGUGUAUAGCCUUGGCCAGAACCACCAAGCGAAUGGCAGCACCGAGGUCAUCAUCUACAUGGCCGUUGAGGAGAGCGACCAGGAUAUCUACUUCAGCUACAGCCUCUCCGAUGGCGCCUCGCACACCAUGUUAGUGCUGACCUACUCCGGCGAGUUCCAAACCCAGAGUUGGAGCAGCAAAGCGUUAGCGUGGGAAGUUCUGGAGAAGUUGCCAGGCCACGAAUGCAACCGUUAUGGCUACUGUGGUAAGCACGGCUACUGCGACGAGACGACAGGGCCCGUGGCUAUGUGCAAGUGCCUUGACGGCUUCGAGCCUAUCAAUAAGGAGGAGUGGACCGGCAGAAUGUUCUCGGCAGGGUGCCGGCGUAAGAUGCGGCGAGGGUGCGGUGGAAACUUCUUAGCCUUGCCGGGAAUGAAGUGGCCAGACAGGUCUGUGCUGGUCGGCAGGGACAAGAGUACAUCCGAGGAGUGUGCAGCAGAAUGCAGCCGCAAUUGCUCCUGUGUAGCUUACGCCCAUGCCAACCGGAGCAGUGGCAGGUCCGGAGGAUAUGUGACCAAGUGCCUGUUGUGGGCAGGAGAGCUGUUUGACACAGGAAAGGUAGGAGAGCUCGGCGGUGAGACACUCUUUAUCCGCAUCGAUGGCUCCGAUGCAGCAGGAGCACAUGCAGGUAAUACAACAAAGAGAAAUGCAGCCAAGAUUGUGCUGCCAACUUUAGGAGGAACUGUUCUGCUACUCAUAUGCAUUUCCUUGGCAUGGUUCAAAUUCAAAGGCAAGCCCAAUAGAUGGAGCAAAUGCAAUAAUACAACAUUGGACGGUCUGAGUUCCUUUUUUGAACCUGGGGAAGGACACCCUUCACACGAUCAUGAAUUUCCAUUUAGGAGACUUGAGGAAAUUGCCCUGGCAACACACGAUUUCUCUGAAACAUAUAUGAUUGGACAAGGAGGCUUUGGAAAAGUGUACAAGGGAAUGCUAGGGGGGCAAGAAGUUGCCGUAAAGAGGUUAAGCAAGGAUUCUCAACAAGGAACACGUGAAUUCAAGAAUGAAGUCAUUCUAAUUGCCAAAUUGCAGCAUAGAAACUUGGUUCGACUUCUUGGAUGUUGUGCAGAGGGAGACGAAAAGCUAUUAAUUUAUGAGUAUCUUCCUAACGGGAGCUUAGAUGCUAUCCUUUUUGAUGAUUCACGAAAGUUUUUGCUAGAUUGGGAAAAACGGUUUAACAUAAUCAAGGGGGUCGCUAAGGGACUUCUUUACCUCCACCAAGACUCAAGACUGACCAUAAUUCAUAGAGAUCUCAAAUCUGGAAAUAUUUUGCUAGAUGAAGAGAUGAAACCCAAGAUUGCAGAUUUUGGUAUGGCGAGGACCUUUGUUGAUAACCAGGAAAAUGCAAAUACCCAGCGUGUUGUUGGAACAUAUGGCUACAUGGCUCCUGAGUAUGCAAUGGAAGGUGUCUUCUCUACCAAGUCCGAUGUCUAUAGCUUUGGCGUGUUAUUACUCGAGGUUGUAACUGGUUUAAGAAGAUACUCCCGCGCUCACACCAUGAGCCUCUCUAGCCUCAUAGUCUAUUCAUGGAGUAUGUGGAUGGAAGGGAAGACUAGAGAGUUACCAGACUCAUCUAUCCGAGAUGCUUGUCCACCUGAUGAAGUUCUUCUCUGUGUCCAUGUAGCACUCUUGUGUGUCCAGGAAAACCCGGAUGACAGGCCACUCAUGUCAUCUGUUGUGUUUUUCCUAGAGAAUGGAAGUACCACGCUUCCCGCUCCAGACUGCCCCGCAUAUUUUGUGCGACGAGACGUUGACAUGGAGCAAAUCCUAAAUGAUAUUGAAAAUUCCGGCAACAACUAUACACAUUCCGAGAUAGAGGGGCGAUGA